CCAGCUGCUCUGUCACGUAACAUUACCCGAUUCUUAAGGCCUCUUCACCACUGAAGACUUCGACUAAAAUGAGAGGCUUGCUGUUGUUGGCUCAUGUUGUCCUUAUAGUCAUACUAUGGAACUGCUGCGAAGGCAGAUUCGAAGGAUUGUUUGGAAACUACACGUAUUGCACCAAGGGCUACCGCAACGGUGAACGAAAAAAGUCGAAAGAUAGCGGUGCAUCCUCUGGGAUUGUUAACGUCAUGCCUCGUGUUUUUUGGACCAAGGAUAAAGGUGCGGGGGUAUCCUCUGGGAGUGUUGGCCUGCCUCAUGUUCUUUUGAGGAAAGACAAAGAUAGCGGUGCAUCCUCUCGGAUUGUUAACGUCAUGCCUCUUGUUCCUUGGACCAAGGAUGGCGCUGCUUACGAGGAAAAAGGCGAGAGGAGAGGAAGGAGACGCGGACGCAGUGGUCGUAGGAAGGACUAUAUUAUACCGUGCGAUGGAAACGCAGAUUGUCCAGAAAAUUGCGAAUGCCUGGCAAUUCAAAGAAACAAGUUCUGCGUAAAUGUGUGACACGAGGAGUCUCACUACACAUGCUAAUCACGAUAAGUGAAGCCUAAUAUUCACCCACAAAAGUAAUAAAUGUAUUUGUUCUUUUGUGUUAUAGCA
Molecule: messenger RNA, 647 nt
Organism: Rhipicephalus sanguineus (brown dog tick)
Lineage: Eukaryota; Metazoa; Arthropoda; Arachnida; Ixodida; Ixodidae
Exons: 6
Coding region: 69-551 (160 amino acids)
Source: RefSeq, a predicted model, not a curated record